Messenger RNA from Drosophila busckii, 894 nucleotides. Its product is annotated as probable 6-phosphogluconolactonase. Gene Ontology annotation, biological process: pentose-phosphate shunt; carbohydrate metabolic process. Bases 93 to 839 code for a protein of 248 amino acids. Lineage: Eukaryota; Metazoa; Arthropoda; Insecta; Diptera; Drosophilidae. Gene Ontology annotation, molecular function: 6-phosphogluconolactonase activity. The record is from RefSeq and is a predicted model, not a curated record. The transcript has 3 exons.
AUUUACAAAAAAAAAAACAACAAACAAAAUUAAAUUGUUGAUCUCACCCAGACCAUUAACAAAUAUCGGCGACUUAACACAUACAUUUCGGCAUGUCCAAGCGUAAAUGUGCUUUUAAAUUUACCGUAGCUCUUACAGAUGAGCAGCUGCUAAAGACUUUGGCCGACACAAUAAAAAGUUGCGCGCAACAGGCGAAAACCAAUGGAAAUACAUUUCGCAUUGGUCUCUCAGGUGGAUCACUGGUGCAGCUUUUAACCAAUGCACUCGUCUCCCAUAAAUUUGACACUUCAAGUUGGGUGUUUUUCUUCUGUGAUGAGCGCUAUGUUGCACCUGAUCAUAAUGACUCAACUUACUGGGCUUACAAAUCUCAUCUGAUGAAAAAAGUGCCUAGCAUUGUAGACGGUCAAUUUUUGAAGGUCAACACCAGUUUGCCCUUGGAUGCCUGCGCCAGUGACUAUGAAUCACGUGUGCAAUCGGAGUUUGGCUGUUGUAAGCCAGAGUUUGACUUGCUUUUAUUGGGCAUGGGACCAGAUGGGCAUACAUGCUCCUUAUUUCCAGAACAGCCGGCUUCUCUGACUGAGACAAAGCGACUGGUCAUGCCCAUACGCAAUUCACCUAAGCCUCCACCGGAACGCGUAACAUUUACUUUACCCCUAAUUAAUAAUGCCAAAAAUGUUGUCUUCGUGGUAACAGGAGACAGUAAAAUGGAAGUGGUUAAGAGCGUUUUUUUGGACAUUGACAAACGGUAUCCUGCUGCUUGGGUGGAACCAACAAAGGGCAAGCUGACAUUGAUAACGGACAUAGGCGCUGGACAGGCGCUUACGGAAGAAGCUGAAUAGUGGUCUCAAAAUUUGCAUUAAAUUUGUGGUCAAUAAAAGUACUUUUUAAUUUGUU